UAGGAACGUAAAGGGGACUUCCUCUGGACUGGGUUUCCCCCACGUGGGUACAACAUGGCCGGGUUUGUGGACUUGAACAUCCCCCACUUGCCGGAGAAGGAGUCUUUGCAGAAGUUGGUGGAGUCCGCAGCGCAUCUUGGGUAUUCAACUGUGGCAAUUAAUUAUGUCGUUGACUAUGAAGAAAAGAAAAAGGAAGUUGUGAAACCUGUACCACCCUCCGAACUGUUUACAUCCUUGCCUCUGGUGCAGGGGAAAUCCAAGCCAAUUAAGAUUUUGUCACGGCUAACGCUGGUUGUUUCUGAUCCAUCCCAUUGCAAUAUCCUAAGAGCAACAUCUACAAACAUAAAAUUUUAUGACAUCUUCGCUGUGUUUCCUAAGAAUGGGAAGCUCUUUCAUGUCGCUUGCACAACCUUAGACGUUGACCUUGUGUGCAUCAACGUAACAGAAAAGCUUCCCUUCUACAUCAAGAGGCCCUCUGUUAAUGUGGCAAUAGAUCGAGGCAUAUACUUUGAACUUGUUUAUGUGCCUGCCAUCAAAGACUCCACAAUGAGAAGGUACACAAUUUCCAAUGCGCUCAGUCUGAUGCAGAUGUGCAGAGGAAAGAAUAUUGUCCUGUCCAGCGCAGCAGAAAAGCCUUUAUUGCUACGAGGUCCUUACGAUGUGGCUAACCUAGGGUGGCUGUUCGGCUUGUCAGAAAGCAACGCCAAGGCUGCUGUUUCUACCAAUGGUAGAGCAGUCCUGCUUCAUGGAGAAACCAGAAAGGCUGCCUGUGGAGUGGUAUAUACAGUGAAGAAACCCCGAAGUCCAGAUGAAGAUGACUCCACCCCAGCUACCAAAAAAGCCAAGAUGGCGUUGUGAUGCCCCAGAAGCUUCAGGCUCUUGAAUGAGCAACUCCGGGGCACAUUUGUCCCAUUCACGCAAUUGAAACCAUGAGGUUUUGGCAUCAGUGAGAUCAAGAGGAGUGUCUGAUUGUGGACAUUUGAGUCUACAGCUACUGUUGUGACUUUUGGGGGAGGAAGAAGGUAAUUGCUUCUCAGCUGCCUAGUGGCAAGUGGCAAAGUAACAGACUUCAAAGCAUUUAGAAGACUAUUUGCAUAGCUCCAUUCCAUUUGUAAUAAAGACCUUUUACCAAGGAA
Messenger RNA from Sphaerodactylus townsendi, 1136 nucleotides. It is a transcript of the gene RPP30, whose product is annotated as ribonuclease P/MRP subunit p30. Bases 55 to 858 code for a protein of 267 amino acids. Gene Ontology annotation, molecular function: structural constituent of ribosome; RNA binding. Gene Ontology annotation, biological process: tRNA processing; translation. The record is from RefSeq and is a predicted model, not a curated record. The transcript has 11 exons. Lineage: Eukaryota; Metazoa; Chordata; Lepidosauria; Squamata; Sphaerodactylidae. Gene Ontology annotation, cellular component: ribosome; nucleolar ribonuclease P complex.